Jatropha curcas is the source of this 2543-nucleotide messenger RNA. NCBI's taxonomy places the organism in Eukaryota, Viridiplantae, Streptophyta, Magnoliopsida, Malpighiales, Euphorbiaceae. The record is from RefSeq and is a predicted model, not a curated record.
CGUUGGCAGGUGUGGGAUUUAGAGCAAAGGCUACUGGUUUCUACUUUGCGAUGGGAGUCAAAUAUAACAGCAUUCUCUGUUAUUUGUGGUCUGAGUUACAUGUAUGUCGGAGACGAGUAUGGGAUGGUGUCUGUGUUAAAAUAUGAUGCUGAAGCCGCUAAAGUUGUACUACUUCCAUAUUAUGUUCCUACAGAUUCAAUAGCUGAAGCAUCUGGGAUGUCCUCCCCUAAUCAUCACUCUGUUGUUGGACUUCUCCCUCAACCUGCAUCUCGAGGAAAUAGGUUGUUGAUUGCAUAUGAUGAUGGAUUGAUUAUUCUCUGGGAUGUUUCUGAAGAUAAAGUUAUUCUAGUUAAAGGCAAUAAAGAUCUUCAAUUGAAGAGUAAAACACUGGCUGGUUUUCACAAAGGCAUGGGAAAUAACCUUUCUGAUGAUAUAUCAGAAUAUGAAAGGGUGGAGAAAGAAAUAAGCUCUCUGUGUUGGGCAUCUACUGAUGGCUCUGUUCUGGCUGUUGGUUAUGUUGAUGGAGAUAUAAUGUUGUGGAACCUAUCAGCUACUGCUUCUGCAGAUGAGAAAGCUGAAAAUUUAUCGAAGGAUGUUGUUAGGUUGCAAUUAUCUUCAGCCGAAAGAAGACUCCCAGUCAUUAUUUUGGAUUGGUCUGGAAAAGGUUCAAGUGAUGAUUGUCGUGGUCAACUUUUUAUAGAUGGUGGAGAUGCAAUUGGGUCUGAAGAGGUUCUAACGAUAAUAAGCAUUGAUUGGUCUUCUGGGAUAGAAACCAUUGAGUGCAUUGGGCGCAUAGAUCUUACUCUUAAUGGCUCUUUUGCUGAUAUGGUUUUAUUACCAAGUGAUGGUGUUAGCAAAACCAAAGGCACCUUAAUAUUGACAAAUCCCGGACAGCUGCAUUUCUAUGAUGGUGCUUGCUUAGCUUCCUUAAUGUCCCAGCAACAGAAACAAAAUUCUGUUUCUUCAGUGCAGUAUCCCGUGAUCAUACCAAUUGCUGAACCCUACAUGACUGUGGGAAAGCUGGGUUUGGUAAAUGGAGUUGGGAAGUUCUCACAGGCUCUUUUUAAAGAAAUUUUCUGCUGCAAACUUCAGGUAGCACAUACACCAAGAAUUAUGGAUUGGCCUUUGACUGGUGGUGUUCGUAGCCAGCCUCUUGAUGCUGAAAAUUAUCAGGUUGAGAGAGUAUAUGUAGCAGGUUACCAGGAUGGAUCUGUCGGAAUAUGGGAUGCCACACUUCCAAUUUUUCCACUUGUUUAUGUUUUGGGGCCUGAGGUGAAAGGUAUCAAUAUCGAUGGUGCAAGUGCAUCAGUAUCUACAUUGGAAUUAUGCUCGUUCACUUUGACUUUAGCUGUUGGCAAUGAACUUGGUAUGGUUCAUCUAUAUAAGCUCACGGGGAGUGCAAAUGAGACAAGUUUGCACAUUGUCAAAGAAACUGAAAAGGAAGUCCACACUUUGCACCAAGGGGAUGGGCCUCAAUGCACAGCUGUCUUUUCCUUCCUCAAUUCUCCUAUAUGCACCUUACUGUUUGCAAGUUUUGGAACUAGACUUGCUGUGGGAUUUCAAUGUGGCACGGUAGGAAUCAUCUGUUUUUUUUUUCCUCUCAUCUCAUUAGUCUUCUCCUAUGCACCUACUGGCGAUAGGAAUCCCAUUCACAAGGUGGACCUUUUGAAACAAUGUUGUUGGACUACAACCUUCAAGAAGGAUGAAAAAGAGUGUGGGCUCAUUCUCUUGUAUCAGACCGGAGUGAUUGAAAUAAGGUCUCUGUCAGAUCUUGAAGUGGUGGGAGAAAGCUCUUUAAUGUCAAUUCUGAGGUGGAACUUUAAGACUAACAUGGAUAAGACAAUAUGUUCAAGUGAUACCGCACAAAUAAUGCUGGAUCUAAGCAUAGAUGACAUUGAUUUUGAUGAACCUCUUGUUGUCUUGCCCUCAUCAGAGGCAAAUAAGAAAGAUACAAAAUCUAAAGGAACAGAAAAGGAAAGAUUAUCUGAGGGCGCAUCUUCUGAUUCAGAGCCAAGACUUAGAACAGCUGAAGAAAUUAAAGCUAAAUAUAGGAAGGAGGAUACUACUGCUGCAGCUGCACAAGCGAAGGACAAGCUUGUAGAACGCCAGGAAAAGCUUCAGGUAGAGUUUCUCGUGGUGUCUUUUUUGUAUAGUUUAUCUCCUAAAAAUAUUCAAGCAGCUUAUCUUUUUUUUUAACCUGUUGCUGUUGUUGUUUCUUUUAUGCAUUUUGUCAAACACUCGGCUUGUGAAUCAUUCAAAAGCAGAUUUUGAAAGCUAAAAUUGCACUGUAUAUGCAUGUGAAAAGUUGCAUUUACCCCCUUGGGAUCAUUUUAAUUGUAUCCUAAGGAUGCAAGUUUAUAGCUCUGAUGAAGAUUAUAUUUUUCAUAUUUUUCACAGAAUUAGCUGCAUUAUUCUGUGAAAAUACCCGAGUCUGAUCAUUUUUUAAUCUCGUCUUAUUUUUCACUUUCCCCUGACCGUCCCCUCUUCGAGAGAAACUUUUCGAUGAGUUGUUAUUUCGCAUAUUGACAAGUGGGACAUGACAA